Molecule: messenger RNA, 1776 nt
Organism: Ostreobium quekettii
Lineage: Eukaryota; Viridiplantae; Chlorophyta; Ulvophyceae; Bryopsidales; Ostreobiaceae
Source: the annotation of a GenBank genome assembly
AUGCCGAACAAGCGCGCGGUGAUCCAGGCAUUUCAUCAUAUCCAACACCUGCUCUUUUUGGGGUUCUUCAGCACGCGCAAGCUGAGGCCCGAGAUCCUACGUAUGGCGCUCGCCGAGCACCUGGUCCCCGCGCACGAGCUGCUGGCCGAGCAGAUCAAUCGCGCGGCGGUGUGGGAUGAUCGAAGCACGCUUCCAGAGAAACGCCGCCCCGAAGGAUGGUGUAAGCAGGUCGUCGGGGAGACCUUUCGAAAGCUCCCCACCAUUCGCAAGCAACUCUAUGGCGACGUGAUGGCCUCGUAUCGCAAUGAUCCGGCCGCUGCCAGUAUCGAAGAGGUCGUCUUCUCUUACCCCGGUAUCAUCGCGUUGACGGCGCAUCGGUUCGCGCACGAGCUCCACCGGGCGAGGGUCCCGAUGAUUCCUCGAAUCCUCUCCGAGUACGCGCACGAGCGCACAGGGGUGGAUAUUCACCCGGGCGCGAAGUUCGGGGAGCGCAUCUUUAUCGACCACGGGACGGGCCUCGUGGUGGGCGCGACCUCGGUGAUCGGUGAUGAUGUCAAGCUUUAUCAAGGAGUUACACUUGGCGCCUUGUCGGUCAGUGGUUUGACCGACGAGCAGCAAAAGCGCCACCCGACCCUGGGAGAUCGCGUCACGGUUUACGCUGGCGCGACGAUUCUUGGCGGAGAUACUGAAGUGGGCGCAGAUUCCGUGAUCGGCGGCAACGUGUGGCUGGUCAAGAGCGUGGAGAAUGACAAGAUGACGAUUCGUGCUGAUAUCGUGGAUGCGAUCGGAAACACACCAUUGAUCGAGCUGGCGAGCUUCUCGAAAGAGACCGGCUGCAAGAUCCUGGGCAAGGCCGAGUGGCUAAACCCUGGGAUGUCGGUCAAGGAUCGCGCGGCCAAGUUCAUGGUGCUCGACGCCGAGGCGCGCGGGGUGCUUAAACCGGGCGGCACGAUCGUCGAAGGGACCGCCGGGAACACGGGCAUCGGGCUCGCUAUGGUGGGACGGGCGCGCGGCUAUCGCGUCGUGAUCGUGAUCCCCGAGACGCAGACCAAGGAGAAGAAGGACAUGCUGCGCCUGUUUGGCGCAGAGCUCGUCGAGGUCCCCGCGGUCCCCUUCGCAAACCCCAAUAACUACGUGCACGUCGCCGAGCGCCUGGCCGAGGAGCUCGGCGGGUUCUACGCGAACCAGUGGGACAACCUGGCGAAUCGUCAAUCGCACAUCGAGGGCACCGCGCCCGAGAUCUGGGAGCAAACCGGCGGCAAGGUCGACGCGUUCGUCUCGGCCAUCGGUACCGGCGGCACGCUGUCUGGGACAGGCAUCGGCCUCAAGGAUUUCGACCAGAACAUCACCGUGGCGCUGGCAGAUCCUCACGGCGCGAAGAUGUACGCUUACUUCACGCGCGGCGAGCUCGAGACGGACGUCGAAGGCGGUUCGAUCACGCAGGGCAUCGGCCAGGGUAGGGUGACGGGCAAUGUCGAUGGCUCGCUCGUCGACAAGGCAUAUCGCAUCCCCGACACCGAGGCGGUCGAGGUGCUCGACAAGCUCGCCAGCGAUGAUGGCAUCGUGCUCGGAGGCUCGGCAGGUGUGAACAUCGCGGCGACCUUGAGGCUCGCGCGCGAGAUGGGACCUGGGCACACGCUCGUCACGAUCCUGUGCGAUCAUGGCAGCCGCUAUCAGAGCCAGCUCUGGAGCGCGGAGUUCCGCCGUGAGCGCGGCUUCCAGGUGCCGAGCUGGCUCGAAGAGCCAUCCUCGAUCAAGCCUCCCUUUGUCUCCUGA